Nicotiana attenuata is the source of this 2169-nucleotide messenger RNA. Its product is annotated as peptide-N4-(N-acetyl-beta-glucosaminyl)asparagine amidase A-like. Bases 233 to 1969 code for a protein of 578 amino acids. Gene Ontology annotation, cellular component: vacuole. NCBI's taxonomy places the organism in Eukaryota, Viridiplantae, Streptophyta, Magnoliopsida, Solanales, Solanaceae. The record is from RefSeq and is a predicted model, not a curated record. The transcript has a single exon.
UGCUAUUAUUAUUAUACUAUUCCAUCAAUUCAUGUUCUGUAAAGUCGACAUGAAAGGAGAAAGAUUGCAAUCUCAAAUUUUCACACGCAAAACUUAGCACACGUAUUUACACCAAACUUAGAAUCAGCAUUUACAUCUAAAGAUUAGUCAAAACCACACAUUGGAAUUGGAUCCCUACACAUCUAAUCUCAAGAUUGCUCUCAAAGAAUUGAAUACUCCAUUUUCCUCUCUCAUGGCGAUUCUCAUCUUCUUCUUUUUCAUCAGUUUUAUAGUUCCAUUUUCUUCUUCCCUUGAGCACCAUUCCCACUUAACCAAACAAAGUCUUCGCCAAAAUAACACUACUUCUUCGCAGCAAUACUUGGAAAUCACUCCUCCAUUGCCAUUUGCUAAUCUCACUCCUUCAUGCACUUUUCAUAUCCUCACCCACAACUUCAGCAAUACAAUAGGUCUUCCACCGCUCUCUGUAUUAUACUCUCCUCCCUCCAAUUGCUCUUGGACCCACGUAUCUCUUCAGUUCAAUGCUUCUUCCAAUGGUUUUCAAUACGACCGUAUCGCUGCCGUUUGGCUUGACGGCGCCGAGCUCCUCCGUACUAGCACCCCCGAGCCUACUGAUAACGGCGUUUUCUGGUCCGUUAUUAAAGACGUCACCAGGUACUCCUCCAUCCUGGUCAACGCCAAUAAAUCUCUUUCUGUCAUGUUAGAAAAUAUGGUCAACGAUGUUUAUACAGGCGUUUAUCAUGUUAAUGUUAGUUUCCUCUACUAUGAUGUUAAGGCUGUGGGAGAAAUAGGAGCGAACAAUUUGAAAAGUUCCUAUGAAAAACCGGCAGAUUUGAUAAUACCAAUAACAUCAGGAAAUGGGAGUGAAGGAUUUUGGUUCCGAAUUCUAAACGAAUCGGAGUUGCAUGGACAGAGAGUUAUUAUUCCGAAUAACACAUAUAAAGCUGUGAUUGAAAUUUAUGUAUCAUCUCAUGGGUAUGAUGAGUUUUGGUACUCAAAUCCUCCAGAUUCGUACAUACAGAAUAAUAGUUUGACUACCCGGAGAGGCCACGGAUCGUACAGGGAAGUUUUGUUGAAUAUAGAUGAGUAUUUGGUAGGAUCUGUGGUUCCGUUCCCGGUUAUUUUCGCAGGUGGAAUUAAUCCUCUGUAUUGGGAACCACUUGUUUCAAUAGGGGCAUUUGAUCUUCCUUCUUAUGACAUUGACUUAACAUCAUUUUUGGGGGUUUUACUUGAUGGCCAAGAUCACUUUUUUGGGCUUGGAGUUGCGGAUAGUAUCCCAUUCUGGCUUGUGGAUGCGAAUUUGCACCUUUGGUUGGAUAGCAAUGAAGUGCAGGCUAAAGCUUUUGAUUUGGGUACUCCUAAGUUCAAGAUUGAGCGGUCUUCGAGUUUUAUAGGGUUGGAUGGGUCAUUUGAGGUUGAGUUGAAGAGGAAGAGCGAGAUUUCUUCUUGGGUGAAUUCAUCAGCAGGCAAUUUGACUACUAUAGUUUCGCGAGAAUUGAAGUUCAAGAACAAGAUAAAUUUUUAUCUGAACGGAACUGAGAAGCACAUUAAGCAAAAAGUGGAAGAGGAGAUUGAAGUUAGAGUAGUGUCUAUUAGUGGAGGCAACAUCUCUAAGACCAAAGUAAAGAGGAAAUAUCCGCUUACUAUAACCAGUAAGACUUUGCCAUCAACGGAGAAUGGUACAAGUUUGAUGCUUUCUGAUUUGGACCACGAAUGGAAGGAGAAGAAGAAGUUGGAUGGAGGUUCUUCAAGCAGUUUGACAAAUCGGCAGCAAUGCAAAGGGUGGAUGGUUGUUCAAGAUCACAAUGUUCUAUAUGGUGGCGCAACCACUCAACAGAGUUAUUCUUAUGAGGGUGAAGCUGGUUGCUAUUCUCGAAGCAUUACAGCUGCCAAUGGCAAGCUUAUGAAUGACACUGCAAACAGUCUUUGUGCAGCAGCUCCUUUGAAGUUUGGAUCAUAUUCUGCUUUGUGACACUCUGUUUGAAGAAUCCUCUAUUGCCCUACAAUCAUCACGUGUGUAGGUAGCAUUAGACUAGAUUUUGGUUUCUGUUUAAAUAGUUUGCCUGUACGGUUUAUGUUUUUGUGUGAAAGGUGCAGGCUUCAAUAAGGGUGUGAGGUGUCUGGAAAUGAACUUUAUUUGCUUCAUGUAAUCAUCUUUCUUGCUUUCGCCUA